Onychomys torridus (southern grasshopper mouse) is the source of this 633-nucleotide messenger RNA. Its product is annotated as claudin-34-like. Gene Ontology annotation, biological process: cell adhesion; bicellular tight junction assembly. Gene Ontology annotation, molecular function: structural molecule activity. The record is from RefSeq and is a predicted model, not a curated record. Gene Ontology annotation, cellular component: bicellular tight junction; plasma membrane. Bases 1 to 633 code for a protein of 210 amino acids. Lineage: Eukaryota; Metazoa; Chordata; Mammalia; Rodentia; Cricetidae. The transcript has a single exon.
AUGGUCAGCAGCCGUGACAGCCAGCAGCUAAGAGGCUUUGCUGCUGCCAUCCUAGCAUGGAUCCUUUGUAGCGUCUCUAUGGCCCUACCUCAUUGGCGAAUGUGGUCUUUUCAAGAGCCCAUGGAUUCGAAGCCCAGCAUGACUUUAGUGGGAAUGUGGAUGACGUGCGUUUACCAACAGGAAAAUAUUUCCAGCAUUUUCAGGGUGUGUUACCCAUAUACCUACCAGGACACCUUCAUUCCUUUGGAUAUUCGAGUUGCUCAACACCUGUUACUUGUCUCCAGCUUUCUCGGCAUGGUUGCGACAGUCUCCAUCAUUGCUGCUCUUUGGAGAAUUUUCUCAAGGAGACUCCGGAAGAAAGCCCCCUACAAUCCAUUCUUCUUUUCAGGGGUUCUGAACAUCAUUGCUAGCAUCUUUGUCUUCCUUUCCGUCUUGUACAACUAUUUAGCCAUCAUUCACAAGGACAGGAUUGCCUUCCCCCCAUAUUUCCACAUACCAUCCUUCCCAGAUACCCAGAGAGUUGGCACUGCGCUGAUAAUGGCAACCCUUUCUUCUUUCUUAUUUCUAGUGGGUGGCACAAUUUCCCUUUCUUUCACUCUUUCCCGGUGUCCCCAUAUAUAUUCUAACAUUUAA